Molecule: messenger RNA, 3480 nt
Organism: Phytophthora sojae
Lineage: Eukaryota; Oomycota; Peronosporomycetes; Peronosporales; Peronosporaceae
Exons: 3
Coding region: 1-3480 (1159 amino acids)
Molecular function (GO): calcium ion binding
Source: RefSeq, a predicted model, not a curated record
AUGGCGUCGACGUCUGCAGUCUCGCUGCCAGCCCAGAGGCUCAAGAAAGACUCGCAGCCCAAGCAACGCGCCUGGUGGUGGACCGACUCGACCGUGGGCAGCGACCAGGAGCGAGCGGUGGCGUCCAGCGAGACGGAGCUGCUGAAUGCCGCCGUGCUGUGUGCGGCGCUGUCUGCAACGCAGUCGGAGCCUUCAGCGACCGACAAACAGGCAAACGACCACGCGACCCGCGAGCUGGAGAUGCACGUGCGCAAGUCUCCGCUGCCGCACAGUCUGCAGCUGCCGGUGCUGGCGUUCACGCCCGACUACGUGCUCAUGCAGUCCGAGCUGGCUGUGAUCUGCGCAGUGCGGGCCACCAAGCCUGCGGAUGUAUUGCAGACAGUGGUGGGCUCGGCGGUGCCCCUCUCGCAGCCCUACGUGCACAGAUUCGGUGGCGCGAGGAUCCACGCACCGUUCUGGACGCGGACUCAGCGACUGGACUUGCAGGAUAUCAACCACCAAGCACGACAGCUCAAGAAGAUGUUAAUACUGUGCGGCCAUUCUAUUGGAGGCAGCAUCGCGCAGCUGGCUUUCUGCGAACUGGUGUACCAGCACUUGCCAACGAAGACGCGGUUGUUCCUUGAAAAGCGAGACAACGAUCAGCAAAAGCGGGAGGAAGCAGAAGAUACUAGCGCAACGACGACUGAUGGAUUGGACUUUCGAUUGAUGCUUCAGAGCUUGCCGGAAGAAGAGCGCAAUGUGAUAACUCGUACUCCGCGCUUGCUGGCCAUUGGGUUUGGAGCUCCUUACGUUGGCUCGGCAGAUUUGGCGUCGUUUCUGGGUCCUCUGGGGCUUAACAAGCGUGUGAUAACAUUCGUCAACGAGUUCGACUGCAUCCCAAGUAUUCUGAAUGUAGCGCAGUCAGCGGCUAUGGUAGCGAAGACGACCGAGCGGUUUCUAACGAUCACGAAAGCAACGAAGACGCUGGUGAACUUGCUACCCAUUCAGAUGCAACAACGUUUCGUGGAUUUAGGUGCUACUGCGAACACCGGAACCGUCCCAAGUGCCAGCUCGGCCUACUUGUCCAUGAGUCUGAGCAUACUGCAGAACACGUUCCAGAAGUUCCGCGAUUUCAACCUCGUGAAGGAUAUCGACUAUCAGUAUUCUCCGUGCGGGACGUUCAUUUUCCUCUCGAAGAGUGGGUGCGACUACAAAUGCUACUCUGACCCGGAUGCUAUCAGCAAGGCACUGCACAAGGAAGAUGAUUCGACUGCUACUUUGACUGGCAACGCGAUCCUGCAGCACUUGAUGAGUGCAUACGUGGACGCUGUGGCGCGCCGCUCCAACUCGAUCCAAAUCAACGCCUCAAUGGACUUUUACGAACGUCUUGGUGUUCCUCGAGACGCGACGGAGCGACAGAUUCGAAGCGCCUACAAGCGACUGGCGCUGAAGUGGCAUCCAGAUCGGUGGGCGAACAACUCGACCAAUCCUCAGGAACAAGCCUCCGCAGAGGAGAUCUUUAAACUGUUAGCUGAGUCGUAUGAAGUGCUAUCAGACGCUGAAGCACGGAAGACAUAUGAUACGCAUUUGAACGACUCCCCUAGUUUGAAGGACGAGUUUCACACCAAUACAACGCAACUACUUCUCCAACAAGCGGAUGAGCGGAAGAAGAGGAAAGAUGCAUCUACCCUCGCCAUUGCUGAAUCGGGCAGUGACACAGGGGAUGGCACUGCUAAGCAGCUAUGCAUCAGAGGAGCUCAACAAGCCUUGAUCACUCUGAAGCAACAAGAAGACGCAGCAGAGGAUGAGCUGAUUGAGGAGUUCUUCGACUGUGCCACUGAGUAUGACAACGCCGCUAUGGAGGCGAUGGCCGAAGAGGAGUUUUUCGAUUGCAUUGACCUCAUGGACGAAGUGGCAGUUCAUUUCAGUGACGGCGCACUGGAUUACGAGAAACGAUCGAAAAGAACAAAGCUGGCUGAUCGUGUGGUGGCUCGCUACCGCUUGGAUAACGGUGAAGCUGGUAGCACCUUCAAGACUUUAGUGGCUGCAAGCGGCGAUGGUGCUCUUGAUAGCGGAAUCCGUGCAGCUGGAGGUGUUGCUCUGGCGAAUGGAAUGGCGAGAACAUUUUCAGCACUGGGUGGUGCUGUAGCUGCACCACUCACGAUUGCAUCGAUUCUCGUGGAUAUCGGUAAGGAGUACUAUGACUAUCGCAAGCGGUAUACCGACCGCAAGUCGCUUGGCGUUCUCUCGACAACCUCGGAACAACUAAUGAUGCAGGACUUCCGACUGAAGACGGGUGAGGUCAUCGCAAGUCGUACAGCCGCAGCGGCAGGUGCAGGCAUUGGCGCAUACAGCGUAGCGUCGGCGCUGGGGCUGUGGAGUACAGCAGGACUUGCUGCUGGCCCUGUAGGUAUUGUAGCGGCGACGAGUGCAGCGGUUGUUGGUGGCAUGCUGGGCUUCUUUGCAGGAUCUAAGGCAUACUCAGCGUCAACAGCAGGCUAUUUCACAAGUCAACAGAACGCAAAGGAGCACAUUGAUCGGCUAGAGCUCGGAGCCAGGAUAUUGUUUGACGAGUUCGACCCCGAAGCCACGGGCACAAUCUCGAAAGAAGACUGUAUCAAGCUCAUGAAGAAGCUCUACGAUGCAAUGGGCUCCAUCUCCGAGAGUGGUUACGAGAGAACUAUGGCAGUGAUUCAAGACGAUGCCUUUGAAGGGCCUGUGACUUGGGGUAUGUUCUGGGAGUGGGUGAGCACAGAAGCUGCUCGGGCGCUACGUGAGCUGGAGCAUGAAGAGUCGAAGAAACUAUCCGAGCCUGUGGCGGGGGAAACCUGGUGGAAUAGCUACAUGAAGUACUUCUCGUACCCGAACUCGAAGGAGGCCACACUGUUGAUCGCACUGCCUAAUGCUGCCAUGUAUCCGUCUGUUGUCGCGACUUUGGGGCUUGCUGUGGAGGACCCAACCUCGUCGUCUAACGGCACCGAAGAGCAAGCUGAUGCAGAAGAAGAGAGCUUGGUGCUGAAGGCGCAGAUUGAGUUCUUGGUGAAUAAUGGCCAUCUCACCGUUGGUGACGCUUUCCAGCUCCGAGAACAGUUAGCGUCCGAUGACCCUGUGCUGAAGGAGUCUGCGCGUAAGACCAUUGCUGCGAUGCACGAAGGCCUUUCGGAUGCAGCACCUGACCAGAAUCUAGUGUGCGAAGGAUUCGGGUUCACUGGUGGCGACGCUAUGGAGCUCCCAGCUGAUGAAGUCGAAAAGGAAAAGAAUGUCUCUGGUGCGGAGGACACGAAGGGUGCUAACACAGGAGCAACCGCCACGGAUGACAAGAAGAAAAGCUCUGAGCCGGAUGUGCGACUUGAUGUCAUGUGCUCGCUGAUGUCGACGCAGGGUCUGCAACGUUUCUUGCAGCGACAGAACAUCCUGGUUACCAGUGGAGAUGAAGCGCCUGUGCGGCACGAAGAUCUGCACUGUUUAGCACUUAUGGUAGCGCCGAGCUCGACGAGCUAA